Anas platyrhynchos (mallard) is the source of this 1264-nucleotide messenger RNA. It is a transcript of the gene TXNL4A, whose product is annotated as thioredoxin like 4A. Gene Ontology annotation, biological process: mRNA splicing, via spliceosome. Gene Ontology annotation, cellular component: spliceosomal complex; U5 snRNP; U4/U6 x U5 tri-snRNP complex. NCBI's taxonomy places the organism in Eukaryota, Metazoa, Chordata, Aves, Anseriformes, Anatidae. The record is from RefSeq and is a predicted model, not a curated record.
CAGAAAUUAGGAGAAGGCUGAGGUGACCUCCAUGUUACUGGGCUGCGCCAGGCACCUCAGCACAGCUCCACACCCCUCGUGAGAGGGGGGAACGGCUGUGGAUGUGUCUGUGUGUCAGCACAGCCUGCCCAAGCGCCUGGAGCGAGCACCUCCACGCAGCAGGGACACCCCCACAGCAGCCAUCCCCCACCUCGGCCCGGAAGCACACGUUUAUCAGCAGGGCGCCGGGCAGCGCUGGCUUUUCUCGUCAUUUCCCCUGCCUGCAGGCAGCGCUUGUGCCGCCCGGUCCCGCCGAGAGAAGGACGCCCACGGGGCCGGUCGCCUUCCCGUCAAGAUGUCGUACAUGCUACCGCACCUACACAACGGCUGGCAGGUGGACCAAGCCAUCCUGUCAGAAGAGGACCGUGUGGUGGUCAUCCGCUUCGGGCACGACUGGGACCCCACGUGCAUGAAGAUGGACGAGGUGCUGUACAGCAUCGCCGAGAAGGUGAAAAACUUUGCUGUUAUUUAUCUUGUGGAUAUCACUGAAGUACCAGACUUCAACAAGAUGUAUGAGUUGUACGAUCCCUGUACAGUCAUGUUUUUCUUCAGGAACAAGCACAUCAUGAUUGAUUUAGGUACAGGUAAUAACAACAAGAUCAACUGGGCAAUGGAAGAUAAGCAAGAGAUGAUUGACAUUAUAGAAACUGUUUAUAGAGGAGCCCGAAAAGGUCGAGGCUUGGUGGUAUCGCCAAAAGAUUAUUCCACUAAAUACAGAUACUGACACGUCUUUGGGGCAGCCUUUUCUUUUAGCCCUGCAUCUACUGAAAUUUAUUAUUGUGUAUGUGCGUACUAUAUAUAUGUCUAUUUAAAACAAAAAUAAACAAAAAAAAAAAAACACAAAUUGUUCAACUUUGAGCAUAUUUGAAUUAUUUAAAAGCUUUGAAUUUUGUUUUAAAAAGGUAGAAGUCAAAUCCUGGAACUGUCUGACUGCAGUAAUACUGUAGCUGUUUUUUGUUUUUUUUUGUUUUUUUUUGACUUUUACUCUGUGUUGACCUUUUGGUAUGAUGCAUUUUUGUACACAAAAAUCCUGUUUGUAGAAAAACAUUUCAAUUGUCUUUGCUUGCUUUUGUUACAUAAAUAUCUGGGAAAAUUAUAGUGUAGCUUUUUUAAGAAGAAUAAAACGAGGUCCACUGAUUUGCCUUAAUGUUCUUUAAAGUUGAGAAAGAAAACAAAUGUAAUUGGAUGCAAAAUCUUGAAGAUAAAGGCUUGUCACCUUUUUGUG